Molecule: messenger RNA, 1754 nt
Organism: Photinus pyralis (common eastern firefly)
Lineage: Eukaryota; Metazoa; Arthropoda; Insecta; Coleoptera; Lampyridae
Exons: 5
Coding region: 35-1642 (535 amino acids)
Source: RefSeq, a predicted model, not a curated record
AGACUCAAUAACAUGGUCUAAGACGUCUACAGCCAUGGAAUCAGCCAUUGUAGGUGAAGGUUUUAAAAAUUCCAUAACGCGCCACAAUCUUAUAUAUGGAAAACUAAUUGGGGAUGGCGACAGUAGCGUUUACAAACAUUUAGUUGAAAUCGCACCAUACGGUCCAUCGUUUUACAUAAAAAAAAUUGAAUGUCGCAAUCAUUUACUUCGAAACUUCAUAAAUAAACUCAGCGAUUUGAGUAAAGACACCAAAUACUCAAAACCUCACAGAGAGUAUGUGUCAAAUCCAUCAAUGCUAGGUCGCUUCCGCAAUGCAGUUAUAAGGGCUAUCGCAUACAGGAAAUCCGAAAAUAAUGCACUUGAUGACAAGAUUGACAAUUUAAAGAAGGAUAUAUUGAAUAGUCCCUACCAUAUCUUUGGCCGCCAUGUACAUUGCAAAGAUUACUUUUGCAAAGGUUCAGAUGAGAAUAAGGAUGAUUUAGUUGAUAUAUAUACCCAAAACGGGAUCCUAGGUGGAAUUAAUACCAUUAUACAACGACUUGCGGAUCACGCCUCUAGUUUACUGUAUGAUACAGACAAUAAUCCUGCGGAAACUUAUAAUUCCAUCAUAGCUAAACUUGUAGGAGGUAAAAGAAUAAACUUUUCACUCAAAAAUUCCUACCAAUUAAGGUGUGAACUGGCGGCCAUAUCCUACAAUUGCAAACAACGUAAUUUAUUAGGCGUUUUACAUAAGCAGCUAUGUGGAAGACCACCAGGACAUUACACACAAAUCUUCCUAGACGCCCAACUACAUCGGUACAACAACAGAUCUAGAAAACAUCAUAUCAAGAAAAGAGCGUUUCAGACCGCUGAUCAACAUUACGGUAUGGUGGACGAAAUUGCAAUCCCUGACCUAUCCUUGGAAGAAUAUGAACUAAAAUCAGCCCAAUUUCUAAAAGAUUUGAAGAACUUAAACAGAAGAGAUGUUGAGCGUGAUACAAUAAACCAAUCAAAAAGCGAUUUAUGGAUUAUUGAACGUAAAAAAAGAAUAACAGCUUCUAAUUUUGGGAAAGUUUGCAAAUUACGCAAGACAACUUCCACAGCUAAAACUGUAACACACUUACUGUAUAGUUCUUUUAGAGGAAACAAAUACACACAAUUUGGAUUGGAGAGCGAAGUAAAUGCCAUUGAGCACUUUGAACGCCUAUAUCAAGUAAAGGUAACCAGAUGCGGUCUCAUCGUCGAUGAAGAAAAACCGUAUUUGGCUUGUUCUCCUGACGGUUUAGUUGGGGAAGACAGUAUAGUUGAAAUUAAGAGUUCCUUGAAAAGUGGCGACCACGAUCCUGUUGAGGCAUGUAUGUUAAAAUUAAUUGACUAUUGUGUUUUAGAUGAGGAAAACAAUAGAAUUAUGCUAAAAAGGAGUCAUAAUUAUUACUAUCAACUCCAAGGCAUUAUGCACAUCACCAAGAGAAGCAACUGUUAUUUUAUAGUUUAUACAACAGCGGGAAUCCAUGUUGAGGAAAUAAGAAGGGAUGACAUCUUUUGGACACAACAUAUGGAAAAAAAGCUGCAAGAAUUUUACAUGCAGUCAUUAUUGCCAGAAUUAGUGGAUUCAAGGCGAUGUCGUAAUAUGGACAUUAGGACGGUACACAUGGUAAAUUAAAUACUUUUUCGGAAAUGCAAACCUGCUUGUUCGUUUUUUAUUUACCUAAUAUUUAAGUUUAUAUGUAAAAUUGUAUUAAAAUUUAUCUUUCAAAUAAAAGUACCAUUAGUGA